AUGCACUUCGGAGGAAACGGGAUCUCCUCGGGGAGGAGGUUGACCUACAGACCACUGCUAUCGGAGGGUUCUCUGUCACGCAGCAUUUUACACAACUACACAGCCAGAGAUGCUUCUUCAGAAUAUUGCGGCUGCCUCAAUGGUGGCUGGUGUCAGGAGGGCGGUGUGUGUGACUGUGCUCAGUUCCAGGCACUGGGAGACCGCUGCCAGAUCAUACCUAACCAGGGCCAGGAUAGAGACGGGAUCUGCAGAUCCUGGGGUCAGCACCACUAUGAAACAUUUGACGGAAUAUACUUCUACUUCCCUGGUACCUGCUCUUACGUUCUGGCCCAGGACUGCCACUCAGCUACACCACAGUACACGGUGUGGGUCCACAACAGCAGAGUGUGUGACGGGAGUGUGUAUUCAUGCCCAAGAGCUCUCAGCCUGUUCUUUCCAAAUGAGGAGGAGAUCCACAUCUCUGGCUAUCAGGUCCACCAGGGAGGCCGCAGGCUAAGUCUGCCUCAGACUGUAGGAGGUGUGUUUAUUGAGCGACUGGCCGAUUACCUACUGGUGAAGAGUGUGUUUGGCUUUUCUUUGGCCUGGGACGGAGGUUCUGGUGUCUACCUGAAGAUGAGCGAGGAGCACCAGGGUGCCCCCUGUGGUCUGUGUGGGAACUUUAACCAUGUUGCUGGCGAUGACCUCACCACAGCUCGUGGCAUUCGUACUGAUGAAUCUGCAGUGUUUGCCAACAGCUGGGCAGUGGAUUUGCCUCAUGAGAGAGCUUGUCCCUCGGUUGAUCUUGACUUCAAUGGACCCUGCCAGUCUGAGUCAGACAUGGAUGAUGCCAUAGAGAAAUGCAGUGCGCUUCUCUUCUUCCCGUUUCUGUCAUGUCAUGAAAACAUUGAUCCAAAUCCCUUUGUGGCCAGCUGUGUGUCUGACCUCUGUGUAUCUGAUGAUGAGGAAACGUUUUGUCGAGCCUUGGUUGAGUACACCCGAGCCUGCUCACAUGUUGGAUAUCCAGUGAGGGAGUGGAGGGACAGCUUCCCUUCUUGUAAUGAUGGCUGUGAGGAGAGUUUUGUUUAUAGAGACUGUAUCAGUUGCUGUCCGCCCACCUGUACAUUUGAGAAAGAGUGUCUGGGAACCAACCUGCAUUGUCUGGAUGGUUGCUACUGCCCUGAUGGUCUUAUCCUACAGAAUGGAACAUGUAUCGCUGUUUCUCAGUGUCCAUGUGUUUACCAUGGAACAUCAUAUGUGCAAGGACAUGUGCUUCAACAGGGCUGCAGUGUCUGUGUGUGCAUGGGAGGAAUGUGGAACUGCACUGAGAACAACUGCACAGCGGAGUGCUCGGUGGUGGGGGAUGUGUUUGUGACAACAUUUGAUGGUAGGAUGUUUCUCCAGGCAGGGGCGUGUCAUUACGUCCUGGCAAAGAGCCGCAGCGGUAGCAGAUUCACUAUCACACUGCAGUAUACUACCUGUGAGCAGGUGUGUAUUCAGUCAGUGACAAUGGUGUUGGAUGAAGAUGUGGGUCAUCAGAUCACUUUGACCAGAGAGGGCGAGGUGAUAAUCGGUGUCAACCCGGCACCUGUCCUGCCUUAUGUUGAUGUGGAGGUGCGGAAGCUGACCUCUGUGUUUACACAGCUAAAGGUAGGGAUUGGUCUGAGGUUGCAUUAUGAUGGUCGAGGUGGGCGGGUCUAUCUGCAGCUGGAGAGCCAAUGGCGUGGACAGACGCUGGGCCUUUGUGGAACCUUCAAUGGAAAUCUACGAGAUGACUUCCUGUCUCCAGCAGGUAUGAUAGAGGGCACUCCCCAGCUUCAUGCCAAUGCUUGGAAGGUGUCAUCUGCUUGUGUAGCUCCAGUUAACCUGCCCAUUGUAGAUCCUUGUGAGAUGAACCUGCACAAUGUAUUCUAUGCAUCCCAGUGUGAGGUGCUUCUGGGGAAUGUGUUUGCCCCAUGUCAUGGCUACAUCAGUCCAAACAUCUACCAGCAGCAGUGCCGCUACCAGGCCUGUCGCUGUGGGAGCGGCUGUCUGUGCACAGUGCUGGCUCACUACGCUUACCUCUGCUCCAAACACAGAGUAAACAUAAAUUUCAGAUCACAUGUCUCUGAAUGUGGAGUGGUGUGUGUUGGUGGUAUGCUGUACCACUCUUGUGUGUCAUCUUGUGGGCGUUCCUGUCAGGCUCUGUCAAACACUGAGACAUGUAACCCUGACGACUGUUCCGAGGGGUGUGGCUGUCCAGACGGCAGUUACUAUGACGAUGUGCGCCAGCGCUGUGUGCAGCUGUCUCAGUGUCACUGUUACUCCAUGGGUGGUGUGUCACAGCCAGGGGAGGUGACCUUCAGCGCCUCCGGCCCCUGUCUGUGCAGAAAUGGGAAGAUGGAGUGUGUGCCAGAGGAAAAAGAGCCUGAUAGUGUAGAGGUCGGGGAGUGUCCAGAAGGGAAAGUGUACCACAGCUGCACUGAGCAGAGAGGAGGCGUGGCCUGUGCACCAACCUGCCGCAACUUGAUGUUGAACCUCACUUGCCCUCCUAACACACCAUGCAUCCCUGGCUGUGUCUGCCCUCCUGGGCUGGUGCUGCACCAUGGGGAAUGUUACUAUCCAGAGAACUGUCCCUGUGCCUGGUUGGGCCUUGAAUACCUGCCUGGAGAAAGUGUGGAAACAUCAUGUUAUAAAUGUGUGUGUCACCGUGGCUAUUUUAAUUGCACCUACUCACCAUGUCCAGCUGUGUGUACUGUCUACAGUGACAGACACUAUCACACCUUUGAUGGCCUUGAGUAUGACUACCACUCUGACUGUCAGGUCUACCUGCUUAAAAGUGCAGGAGAAACCGAGGUGUCCAUUGUUGCCCAAAACAAGGACUGCUAUGAGAGCGGCAUUGUGUGCAUGAAAAUACUGGUCAUUCACGUGGGACUUACCAAAAUCUACUUCACCGACAACUCUGGCAACCCAGUACGGACAACACACACACACACAUUGUGGAAAGCAGGCUACUACACUGUGGUCCACUUCUCCAAUCAGGACCUGACCAUCCUCUGGGACCGCAAGACAACUGUACACAUCAGAGCUGGACCUCAGUGGAAGGGCCUUCUCAGUGGGCUAUGUGGAAAUUUUGACAGUGUGACAGUGAACGAUAUGACCACCUCUAGCCACAUGGAAGUCAGUAAUGCACAGACCUUUGGAGAUAGCUGGGCUCUGGGACAGUGCGAAAGUGACUACAUAGUUGAGCGACCGUGUGAAGGGGACUUGGGGAGACAGCCGUACGCCAAGAGGGAAUGUGGUCUCCUCUACAGCGAUGUCUUUGCACCCUGUCACAACGUGGUGGAUGUGGCCUGGUUCUAUAGGAACUGCCUAACAGACACUUGCAAUUGUAACCGUGGGGGAGACUGUGAGUGUCUCUGUACAUCCAUCGCUGCAUAUGCACACAAGUGUUGUCAACAAGGGGUCACAAUACACUGGCGAUCUCCCUCUGUCUGUCAGCUAGGCAAUGGCCCAUUUUCCUUGCUGAGUGCUGUCUAUAAUGACACCAUGUUCGGAGUGAAUCGCACCAGCAGCUCAGUUUUUCCUCUGGUAACAGAGAGACCUGGGCAGUUGCCUGCCCCAGGCCUACUGUUCAACUUCAUGAUCACAGCAGGGCUGCAGAAGGACAGAACAUCACGUGUCCCUGUGGUGUCACUGGAGUCUGCUGAGAGACCAAACUAUUUCCUUGUCGUGUCUGGGCGCAGCCGCCUUCAGUUGGAGCGCUGGACUCGAGAUGCAGAGUUUAGUCGCAGGGCAACCUUCAUCCAGCACCAGGGACUGUUUCUGCCAGGUCACACUUCAUUUGAGCUUGUCGGCCAACCUGGGAUCUUUCUGACACUGACACGCACUUUUGCACAAGCCCAGAGAUAUGACACCUCAGAGGGCUUCAAAAUGAGCAGCAGCUUCACAUUGGAGGAAAGCAGUUUUGUGAUACCUUACCGUAUGAUGUGUGAGUGGCGCUACCAGGCCUGCGCGAGCCCCUGUGUCCACACAUGCAAUGACCCAGAUGCCACACGCUGCCAGUUUCUGCCUCCUGUGGAGGGCUGCUUCCCACGUUGUCCUAGGAACAUGGUCCUUGAUGAAGUGACUAGAAGAUGUGUCUACACAGAGGACUGUGAGUGUGUCCCUUCCCCCGACCCCGACGCCCUUUGCAUAUGUAAUAAGGUCCAACAGAACUACAACAGCACCACCAACACCAACUACAACAACCACUACGACUACUACUACUUCUACCACAAGGCCAACAACUAUCACUACCACCACCACGACUACCACUACGACCACCACCACAACCACCCCCUCCACCAGAGCAACAACUACCUCCUUGACUAUCAGGCCUACAACUACCACAUCAACCACUACCACUCCUACUACUUCCAUCCUACCUCUACCACCAUUACCGCACCAUCAACACCAGAGCUGACUACCCCCGUAACCUCCACCCCACCUCCUCCAAUCACCACAGUUGUCACUACCGCCCCCACCUCCACUACUUCUGUCCUUGAAACCACCACUGCAACCACAACCACUUCUCGACCUAGACCAGCAGAUACAACUAUCACCAUAGAGACCACUACCCCAACAACCUCAACAGUAGCUGUGACAACCACAGCAACACUUCCUACAACUGUGGAGCCCACUACUGAGCCGGCAACCACAGAAAUAGUCACAAGUCCUGGCAUCUCUCCUAUAACAGAAGAAGCAUCAACAACCCCUCCGUUUCUCUUCCCCACUACUCCCUGCACACCCCCGUACUCCUACCGUAUCGACGAAUGUGCAGAGCUGAUCUGUUUCAAUGGAGAGCUGCUGCUUCACAACUCCUCUCUCCACUGUCGCUACAACACCACCCAGCCCCAGUGCAGUCUGCUGGGCUUGCCCAUCCUCAUCAACACAGACCCCUGCUGUCCUCAGUGGCAGUGCCCCUGUCGCUGCACUGUGAUGUCAGACCUGCGUGUGAUCACCUUUGAUGGCAACAAUGUAGCCUUGUAUGAUAACGGCUCCUACAUCCUGGUUAACCUGCCCAGAGAGACUAUUAUUGGCACUGUGGAGAAAUGUCCAACCAGCCAGAAUCCAACAGGUGGGACAUCUGGUCUUUGCUUUAAGAAGCUGAACAUCACUACCUCCUCCUACAGAAUCAUUAUCAACCGACUGGAUCGCAAGGUGACAAUGAACUACAGACCUGUCAGGCUCCCAUUUUCCCAUCACUCCCUCUAUGUGGAGGACACAGGCAGCAUGUACUUGAUUCAUACACCUGGUGGGGUCAGCAUGCAGUGGUAUCACAGCACUGGCAUCAUGGUGCUGCAGUACAUUACUCCUCAUAAUGCAUCUGUGCCCACUCGAGGCCUUUGUGGUUGUUGUGAUGGGAACCCAGAAGAUGACCUGAGGCUGCCCAAUGGCACAGUGGUCAGAGAGGUGGGAGACAUGAUGCUCUUCCUGCAGGCGUGGAGAGUGCACACUACUGAUGAAACCGAACACACACGCAGGGUCGGAGACAACUGCACCACAGGGGAUUGUUCCACCUGUCUCUCCAUGCUCUUCCAGAGAGCCUUCACACCAUGCCACAGCAAGGUGCCUCCGGAGCAGUUCUGCGACAUCAUGUGGGCAGGGGACCUGCACUACAAAGAUCACCAGUGUGACUUUCUGGCAGCGUACGUGGCAGUCUGCUACACACAUCAAGUCUGCAUCAGCUGGAGACGGCACAACUUCUGCCCACUGCGAUGUCCCCCUGGAAAGGAGUAUCAGCCGUGUGUGAGCACCUGCACCAGCCGCACCUGUUUGAACAGAGAGUACUAUGAGGAAACCACCUGCUCCUUCAUCAGAGAGGAGUGUGUGUGCCGCAGUGGUACCAUUCUGCACCGUGCUGACUCCCCUUACUGCGUAACUGAGGAUCGCUGUGUGUGCACAGAUAACGAGGGUAAUCCCCGGGCCCCGGGCGAGGUGUGGAAUGGCUCUGCUCGCGGCUGCUGUCUUUACAAAUGUAUGGAGAAUGGCUCUGUGGUGGCUGUUGAACCAGACUGUAACUCUGUCCCUACACCACUGUGUGAGAGGGAGGGAGAGUAUGUACUGGAUGUACUGGAAGAAGGAGCCUGCUGCCCCAAGAAGAUCUGUGAGUGCAACAUGACCAUCUGUGACAGCGAAGUUCCACCUUGUGAUAAUGGGAACAGGCUACUGAUGGGUUACAGUGCUCUAUCCUGCUGCCCAGAGUACCGAUGUGAGUGUGACCCCAUGGCGUGCCCUCCUGUCUCUGCCCCCGACUGCAGGGAAGAUCAGUUCCUAGUGGAGGUCAGGGGGCAAAAAUCCUGCUGCUACUCUUACCUGUGUGUGUGUGAGUCAUGUAUUGAGCCCAUUCCAACAUGUUCACAUGGAGAAAUUCUGGCUGUGGAUUUAAACACCACCAACAGCUGCUGUCCACAGUAUCAUUGUGUGUGUGAUGUCAGCCUGUGCCCCGAAUCACCUGUGAGCUGUGCACCUGGUCUCUCUUUGGUUCAAACUGCUGUACCCGGGCAUUGCUGUCCACAGCACCACUGCGAAUGCCAAUGUGAGGAUAGCUCCCUCCCCAUCUGUCAGGUGGGGGAGGUGUUGGUCAAGAUUCCAGACAGCAGCACCAACUGUGGCUGUCCUCAGUAUAUAUGCCAGAAGGCAGAGGUGUGUCUUUUCCAAGGGGUAACAGUGUUGGGACCAGGCCAGUCUCUGGUUCAGUACUUUGAGGGAGAGCUGUGCUACACUGUCCACUGCCUAAAUCACAGAGACCCAGACUCUGGCUUCUACGCCAUGGAAAUCACCUCUGUCAACUGCUCCCAAAAAUGUGGACCACACCAGGUGUAUUUGCCAUCCUCAGACCCUCAGGUGUGCUGCGGCUCCUGUAAAAAUGUUUCCUGUACUUUCACCAAUGAAAACGGGACAUCAGAGCUUUUUGCUGCAGGGAGUUCCUGGGUGGAGAACUGUACACGUUACGACUGUAUGGAAACAGCGGUGGGAGCAGUGAUCCUUGCAUCUGGGGUGGUUUGCCCGCCUUUCAAUGACACAGAGUGUAUUCAGAAUGGUGGUGUGGUUCAGAGCUAUGUGGACGGUUGCUGCAGGACAUGUAAAGAGGAUGGUAAGACAUGCAAACGCGUGGCCAUUCGGACUACUAUUAGAAAAGAUGACUGCAGGAGUAAUGCACCGGUUACAGUGUAUUCUUGUGAUGGGAAAUGCCCGUCUGCCACCAUAUUCAACUUUAACAUCAACAGUCACGCCAGGUUCUGUAAGUGCUGCCGCGAGAGUGGACUACAAACCCGCUCCGUCUCACUCUACUGCUCUCGUAAUGCCACAGUCGUGGAGUACAACUUCCAAGAGCCUGUGGACUGUUCCUGUCAGUGGAACUGA
Messenger RNA from Seriola dumerili (greater amberjack), 7362 nucleotides. RefSeq names its product otogelin like (gene otogl). Gene Ontology annotation, biological process: L-arabinose metabolic process. Gene Ontology annotation, cellular component: extracellular matrix. The transcript has 54 exons. Lineage: Eukaryota; Metazoa; Chordata; Actinopteri; Carangiformes; Carangidae. The record is from RefSeq and is a predicted model, not a curated record. The coding region runs from base 1 to 7362 and encodes 2453 amino acids. Gene Ontology annotation, molecular function: alpha-L-arabinofuranosidase activity.